This is a messenger RNA of Drosophila navojoa, 393 nucleotides long. RefSeq lists its product as uncharacterized. Lineage: Eukaryota; Metazoa; Arthropoda; Insecta; Diptera; Drosophilidae. The record is from RefSeq and is a predicted model, not a curated record.
AUGGGUAUAACGGGCACCAUGGACGUCCAAUACGAUUUGGACAAUACAACUAUGUUUGAGGUGCAGAUCCUGCGCAGUGUCAGCGGCGCCGAAGACGACUUCAGACCACUUCCCAUGGCCGUACCGAAACAACGUAUCAUAGAUUUAAAGAAGCUUUAUGAUGACAUUGUAUAUCCUGUUAUGAAAGAUUGCUCCAAUAUGCCGAAAAUCGAGGGAGAUAAAUUAUUGCCAUGGCCGAAGAGAAUUUACACGUUUAACAUGUGCAAUUUCGACAACGGAAAUUUACCGGAAAUAAUGGCCGAGGGCUACUAUAAGGUCAAAUGUAUCUGUGAAGGCGAGGUCAGAUGGAGCGUUAUCUAUUUCUUACAGAUCAAAACACAGCUGAUCUAUUAA